Pieris macdunnoughi is the source of this 1323-nucleotide messenger RNA. Lineage: Eukaryota; Metazoa; Arthropoda; Insecta; Lepidoptera; Pieridae. The record is from the annotation of a GenBank genome assembly.
AUGAUCGGGGGAUUAUUCGUGUAUAAUCACAAGGGGGAGGUGCUGAUAUCGAGAGUGUACAGGGAUGAUAUUGGGCGUAAUGCAGUCGAUGCAUUUAGGGUGAAUGUGAUUCACGCAAGACAGCAAGUGCGAUCUCCUGUUACGAACAUUGCACGUACUUCGUUUUUCCACAUAAAAAGAGCAAACAUCUGGUUAGCUGCAGUUACAAAGCAAAAUGUGAAUGCCGCGAUGGUAUUUGAGUUUCUGCUGAAGAUUAUUGAUGUUAUGCAGUCAUACUUUGGCAAGAUUUCUGAAGAGAACAUUAAAAACAACUUUGUCCUCAUCUAUGAAUUACUUGAUGAAAUCCUUGAUUUUGGAUAUCCUCAGAAUUCAGAUACAGGAGUGCUGAAGACAUUUAUAACUCAACAAGGGAUAAAAUCAGCUUCCAAAGAGGAACAGGCCCAAAUUACUUCCCAGGUCACUGGACAGAUAGGUUGGCGAAGAGAAGGCAUCAAGUACAGGAGAAAUGAACUCUUCCUUGAUGUACUGGAAUAUGUUAAUUUGCUAAUGUCCCCACAAGGUCAAGUGUUAUCUGCCCAUGUAGCGGGAAAGGUAGUAAUGAAAUCCUACCUAUCUGGUAUGCCUGAGUGCAAGUUUGGUAUUAACGACAAAAUUGUUAUGGAAGCCAAAGGAAAAGGGAAUGGAGGUAUAUCCGGUAACACGGACAGUGAGGGAGCCAGGUCUGGCAAGCCAGUGGUGGUAAUUGAUGACUGCCAAUUCCAUCAGUGUGUCAAACUAAGCAAGUUUGAAACAGAACAUUCAAUUUCUUUUAUACCACCUGAUGGAGAAUUUGAGCUUAUGAGAUACCGAACCACAAAAGACAUAUCACUGCCAUUCCGAGUGAUUCCUUUAGUCCGAGAGGUAGGACGUACUAAGAUGGAGGUGAAAGUUGUCCUCAAGUCUAAUUUCAAGCCAUCUCUCCUUGGACAGAAGAUUGAAGUGAAGAUCCCAACACCGCUUAAUACAAGUGGAGUGCAGUUGAUUUGUUUAAAAGGCAAAGCCAAAUAUAAAUCGUCAGAGAAUGCUAUUGUAUGGAAGAUCAAGCGCAUGGCUGGGAUGAAAGAGACUCAGCUCUCAGCUGAGAUAGAGUUACUAGAGACCGAUACUAAGAAGAAAUGGACCCGCCCGCCUAUUUCCAUGGGCUUUGAAGUGCCAUUCGCUCCUUCUGGAUUCAAGGUCCGUUACUUGAAAGUGUACGAAUCAAAGUUGAACUACUCCGACCACGACGUGAUUAAAUGGGUGCGGUACAUUGGACGAUCCGGGCUCUAUGAAACAAGAUGUUGA